Rhizophagus irregularis DAOM 181602=DAOM 197198 is the source of this 444-nucleotide messenger RNA. RefSeq lists its product as uncharacterized. The record is from RefSeq and is a predicted model, not a curated record. Lineage: Eukaryota; Fungi; Glomeromycota; Glomeromycetes; Glomerales; Glomeraceae.
AUGUCAGAGUCUCAAUUUCCACGGUCUCUUUUUCCUCAAUUUACCGAAGAAGAUUUUAAAGAAGCAAGUGAGAAUUUUAAGAGUUACGUGAAUUGGACGGAAUAUGAUAAGUGGGUUGAGGCCGGAUGUCCGUAUGAAGAGCACGACGAAAUACUUAUGAAUCUGAAUCUCGAACAUAAUGGAUCUUCUCAAACAAGAUCAACUGGAACCCGACGACAUGUUAACGGAAAAAGAGAAUACAUAAAUGAAAUUCGCCCUAACGGAAAUUCCAGGAAGACAAAUCAUAAAGUCGGGAAAACAAGCAAUGCAACUCCUUCCAAUGAAGGAACCAAAAUUGCCGUUUGUAAGAAAAGUGAACAUUGUAAUCAAGGCUCUGGACCAAACAACGUUCUCAACAUUAACAGGGUACACGAAUCAAAUGCUCCUAGAUCUACAAAAGGAUGA